UCUCUGGCAGGCAGAUAACUUCCUCUCUCGUCUCAUUCUGUCACUUCUCAACCAACAUGUUGAAGUUCAGAAGCUCCUCACUGAGAUCAGCAGUCCGCCUGCUCUCUCCUGCUGCUCCUGCUGCUCCUGCUGCUCAGUUCACGCCCUCUGGUGGUUCGAGAGCGCCGACCAGCGAGCUGAAAUUCGACACAAAGCUCACACUGAUGCCAGAGUUGUCGCUGCAGUCAGAGACAGCGUCGUCCAUCUGGACUCUCAGGAGAAUAAACUCAUGUUCCCGUGUCCCUUCUCGCCACUCAAGUAA
This is a messenger RNA of Morone saxatilis (striped sea-bass), 301 nucleotides long. RefSeq names its product nipsnap homolog 3A (C. elegans) (gene nipsnap3a). Gene Ontology annotation, cellular component: mitochondrion. Lineage: Eukaryota; Metazoa; Chordata; Actinopteri; Moronidae. The record is from RefSeq and is a predicted model, not a curated record.